This is a messenger RNA of Durusdinium trenchii, 2232 nucleotides long. NCBI's taxonomy places the organism in Eukaryota, Dinophyceae, Suessiales, Symbiodiniaceae. The record is from the annotation of a GenBank genome assembly.
AUGGCUGGGAUGACAUGGCAUCGGCGGAGCAAAGUUCUACUGCCGAUGGCUCUUCUCCUGUGCCAAAUGGGCGAGGUGUGGCAGCUCCUGGGCCCCGCACGGGAUCCUCCGCACGGGAGAUCCGCGCGGCGGGCCACUUCGGGGGAUCCCGCCAGCAUCGGCAUCGUGGAACCGUUGGUGAACCAGCUGCCGCGACAAGAGCGGGAAACCUUCAUGGGCUUGCUGCGGUUCCUGUCACUGCCUGUUGAUGACUUUUGGUUCUCUGCCAUUCUCCUUAUCCUGGUAAGGUUCCAGCUGGUCAAACGGUUGGUCAUGGCCAGUCAACAAUGGCGGCGGUGGCUGACGACCUACUGCAGAAGGCUUCGCAGCCAAGAGGAUGUAGCACUUCUGAUCGACGCAAUGGAUCCCAACCAGGUUCUUCAGAAGACGAUUCGUCUGUCAGGUGGCGGAUGGCUUCGCCAGGGAGCACGGCUGGUUUCGCCGACCUAUGUCGGAGAUGUCCUGGAACUAGGUGGCUUCGAAAACCAAGCACUCAACACACAGUUUCUCCUUUGCAAGUCUGAAGGUCUACAACAUGGACACCCUGUGUAUCAGUCUCGAAACAAGGAGUUCCUUCUGAGCUGUGCAGCCACUGCCGAAGGCAAGGUGUGGAUUGUGAGCCCCGAUGAGAAGUUUCAGCAGGCCAAGAAUCAGGGCACGCCGCCCGAAGGUUGGCCUCUGAAGCGUCUUGGUGCCCUCCUUGUAUCGCCCGUGGGCGCUCACAUCAUGGAAGCACCCCAACUCAACUGGCAGGAGCUGAAUGUGGAUGGGAAGUGGAAGGUGCAAAAGAAUGCAGGACUUGUCAAGAUUCGCCGGCCCACACUCCCUCUGCAGGUGCGCCUUCUGCCUCCAACAGCCCCCUCCAUCAUUGAGUAUUCGGACUCCUAUGUGCAGGCUGUGGAGCGCCCAGUGGUGGCCUGGGCGACCUGUUUUUUGAUCCUGGAAGCCUUUGAGUGGAUCUUUCUGCGCAAAGCCUCGACCAAGUCUCUCUCCAACAGGAUCAUCAAGUUCAUGUCACGGCUGCGGUGGCUUUUGACGUCCAGCUGUGUGUCCUUAGCGCUGUUCCGGCUCUCCUCACGCUGGAAAGAGCGGCGCUCCCGUGGCAAGGCCGUCAUCUCGGAUGUCUUGGGCGUCCAAUCCUCACAACGAGAAGCUCGAUUAAGCGCCUUAACCAUCCUCAUGCAGACCUUGGUACUUUGUAGCUGGUGGAUCUGGGUCUUAGCCAUUUGCGGCAUCAAAGUGGGCCGUCUUCUUUUGUCCACUUCAGUGGGUGCAUUGCUCUUGGGUUUCGUGGGCAGGGAUGUGCUCUCCAACAUGCUGAGCUGCCUGGUGAUCUACCUCACACAGCCCUUUGCUCAAGGGGACUGGAUCACCUUGGAGCAGGGCCAGGAUGGCUGGGCAGAGGAGAUUGGGCUUUUCUACACGAAAGUCAUCCAAUGGGACAAGCGCCCGCUCUACGUUCCCAACUUUCGCAUUGUGCAGAUGCUGGUGCAGAACAACUCCAGGAUGACCAACCGGCGCAUCAGGUUUGACUUCAAAGUGCGGCUUCAGGACAUUCCUAAGAUCCCAGCCAUUGUCAAAGAGAUCGAAGAGACAAUCAAAAACCAUCCGCAGAUUGAUGGCAUCACUCACCGCUUGGUCGGAUGGCGCGAGGUUGGUGAUUAUUUUGCGCUGAUUUGGCUGUCUUGUUACACCAAGUCCACUGAGCAGGACAUCAAACUGUCUCACUACAUCUCUGUGGAACAAUCAAUUCUGGAACGCUGCACAGCAAUUAUCUACAAACAUGGUGCUGAUUUCGCGUCCUCCACGGACCUCACACUGCAUGGGGACACGAUCUCUGCGCAGAUCCUCGAGGGAUCCAAGCCCAAGGAUGCAAAAGCAUCAAAGGUCAAUAUCAAGACUGGCGAGGAUCGCCAUACACAAGGUGAUGUGGCCUCGAGAGAACGUGAGCUGCAUGACACCCGGAAUGCGGUGCUACAGGCGAGUGAAGAGAAACUUCGGAAACAAGUGAUUGAAGUAGAGAAGAAAGAGAAGGAGCUCAACAGCAAAGAACAAGAACUGAAAGAGAAAGAACAGCGUUUGGCCGCCUUGGAGGCUGUUGAGGCUGCUGAGACGGAGGCCACGAGUGGUGAAGAGACAGAAGCAUGGGAGGAGAAGACCAAACCGGUGGCGGAGCCAGAGAUUGCUACAUGA